Messenger RNA from Astyanax mexicanus (Mexican tetra), 3107 nucleotides. It is a transcript of the gene slc7a14b, whose product is annotated as solute carrier family 7 member 14b. The record is from RefSeq and is a predicted model, not a curated record. Bases 613 to 2877 code for a protein of 754 amino acids. Gene Ontology annotation, cellular component: plasma membrane. NCBI's taxonomy places the organism in Eukaryota, Metazoa, Chordata, Actinopteri, Characiformes, Acestrorhamphidae. Gene Ontology annotation, molecular function: amino acid transmembrane transporter activity. Gene Ontology annotation, biological process: transmembrane transport; amino acid transport. The transcript has 9 exons.
CGAAACCUCCGCUGAAGCUGGUGUGACGUAGGGAGCUGCUGAAUGGCGGAUCUAGGUGCUGAAUAAUUAAUUUAUCUCUGAUCACAUGGCAGAGCUGUGAAUUAUUCAGCGAGUCCUGCGCGCUCCGUCCCGUUGCUCGCUGAGGCUGACCGGGACUCGCCGCUGCUGCUGCCGCCGCUGCUGCUGCUGCUGCUGCUGCUGCUGCCGGGGAUGGAGCUGAGCUGAGCGCCGGUGUUGUUGUGCUGCUCCGCGGGGCCUUUCAAGCAGCUUCAUGAGGAUCCACCUGGGACACUUUUCCAACAGACUUAAAGAAGCUCCACACAUGCUGAGACCUUAAUGGCUUCUGGAAAUUACUUGGAGCAUCUCUGAGCAGCCGUGUUUCCUGUGCAGCACCAUGCUGAAGCAGGUGCUGGUGGAUCCCCUCUGAGACAGUGACGUAAGCGUGAAAGCCAGAAAAAAAAGUGGACAAAAAUUUAGCCCCCAGGAGCAAGAACUUCACAACAAGGGAGGUGGUCAAAUUUGGAACAGAAGGCUGUGAUUCAGCGCAUGAAGCAGUAACCCCACGAGGCAGCACACUUCGUCACCUACUGAGUUUAACAGACCUGAAGGACAAUGAGCUCUAUUUUUGCUAAGUGGGAGACGUCCUGGUAUGGCCUCCACUCCCGUGUGCUGCGGACCAAGCCGGUGGACUCCAUGCAGGAGGGUGCAGGGGACCUGCAUGGCACCAGGCUGGCUCAGGUGCUGACUACGGUGGAUCUGGUCUCUCUGGGCGUGGGCAGCUGCGUGGGUACAGGAAUGUAUGUGGUGGCUGGACUGGUAGCUAAGGAAAUGGCUGGACCGGGGGUGAUCCUGUCCUUCAUCAUCGCUGCUGUAGCAUCCAUCCUGUCAGGAGUGUGUUAUGCUGAGUUUGGUGUGCGAGUGCCAAAGACCACCGGCUCAGCCUACACCUACAGCUACGUGACAGUGGGUGAGUUUGUGGCGUUCUUCAUCGGGUGGAAUCUCAUUCUGGAGUAUCUGAUCGGUACAGCAGCUGGAGCCAGCGCUCUCAGCAGCAUGUUCGACUCCCUGGCUAACCACACCAUCAGCAGAUUCAUGAUCAACCACCUCGGCACGCUUAAUGGUCUGGGUAAAGGAGAGGAGUCGUAUCCUGACCUGCUGGCUCUGCUCAUUGCUGUGGCGGUGACAGUGAUUAUAGCGUUUGGGGUGAAGAACUCUGUGAGCUUCAACAACAUACUAAACAUCAUCAACUUGGUGGUGUGGGUCUUCAUGGUGAUUGCGGGCCUUUUCUUUCUCUCCGGAGCAAACUGGGAGGACGGCAGGUUCCUGCCUUACGGAUGGUCAGGGGUGAUGCAGGGGGCCGCCACUUGUUUCUAUGCCUUCAUCGGCUUUGAUAUAAUUGCCACCACAGGAGAGGAGGCCAAAAGUCCAAACACAUCCAUCCCCUACGCCAUCACUGCCUCGCUCGUCACCUGCCUUACAGCCUACGUCUCUGUAAGUGUGAUCCUUACCCUGAUGGUGCCCUAUAACCUGAUCGAUGGAGAUGCUCCUCUGAUGGAGAUGUUUGCCGUGCAUGGCUUCCUGGCUGGGAAGUACGUUGUAGCUGUGGGUGCAAUUGCUGGACUUACGGUCAGUUUGCUGGGCUCCCUCUUCCCAAUGCCCAGAGUCAUCUAUGCCAUGGCAGGUGAUGGACUGCUUUUCAGGUUCCUGUCCCACGUGAGUCCGUUCACCGAGACGCCGGUGGUUGCGUGUGCCGUCUCGGGUUGCCUGGCCGCUCUGCUGGCCCUGCUGGUCAGCCUGAGGGACCUGAUAGAGAUGAUGUCCAUCGGUACCCUGCUGGCCUACACGCUGGUGUCUGUGUGUGUCCUGCUGCUCCGCUACCAGCCUGAGGGAGACGGCUUUACCAGCGUCACACCAGAAGACGCAGAGACCUGGAAGAGUAAAGAGGGUGUGCUGGCAGAGUGUGAGACAGAAGCCUGGGAGACUAAGAACCACCCGUCACAAAGAGACGACGAGAUGCUGAUCAGCAAAUCCGACUCUGGAGGCUACCAGUCAGACAGCUCGGGAUAUGGGGUCAGUGAAAAGGGCACGGACUCAGACUUGUCUGACAACAUGCUGACCUCGCUGCUCAAAAGGCUUCUGGGCACCAACUAUUAUGCCCUGCGGGCUCACCUGGGGCUGCCAGAGCUGGGUGCCCAGCCUACACCCGCCACUGGACGCACCGUCACCACCUGCGUCCUCUUUAUUUUCGUCCUGACUUUCCUGCUCUGGAUACUCGUCAUAUACGGCCUUGACCGAGUCUCUGAUGCCGCCCGCUGGGUGCUGGUCCCGCUUGUCAUUACCGUCGUUGUCCUAAUGGUAGCCCUGCUCAUCAUCAUUCUGCGACAGCCGGAAAGCCCUAAAAAGCUGCCCUAUAUGGCUCCAUGUGUACCUUUUGUGCCUAUUGCUGCCAUUCUGGUGAACAUCUACCUGAUGCUCAAACUGUCCAGCAUCACAUGGAUUCGCUUUGCUGUGUGGUGCUCUAUAGGUCUGAUGAUCUACUUUGGUUAUGGCAUGUGGAACAGCUCUCUGGAGCUGAGUGCCCGGGAGGAGCAGGCCCACGCCAGCUCCUACCAGAGAUAUGACGCCGGGGUGGACGACAGCUUCACGGUUGAUGAUGACUUCCAGCAGCAGCAGGAGGAGGACGGAGAAGAAGGCCGCUACCAGGGCUGGGCUGCCGAGGCCAAAGGCUAUCAGUACCAGAACCAGUACCAGGAUUAUCAGCAACAAGCUGAUGAACACACAGCAUCCUCCAACAGUCACAAAUCCAGAGGCAGAGGCAGGACGAAGAAGGGCUUUGAGGAGCUGGUCAAUGAUGACUCUGAAUACUCACCCGAGUGAGGACUGCACAAGGGAUUACGCCUCAAAGGAAACUAGUGUUUGUUGGGUCUCACAGCUUUUUCUUAUGCCUGACCAAGUUUUUAUUUGGUUUCCGAUGCUGUAUUUGUACUUGCUAGAAAUGUGCACUAGAUGUUUAUAGCACUGUGUGAGCUGGAUUGGUGUUACCUGACGAGGUAGUGUAAUGUAUUUUCGAGCUAUUUCAAGAUAAUAAAUUGUACUUGGCUUAUCCG